CUUGAAAUAAUACGCAACAACGAAAUCAUAACUUAUAUAAUAUAGAAAACGAUCGCAAAAAAAACUACUACUAUCACUAACAGCGUCAUUUUGUUUUCAAUAUUGAAGCGAAAUACACGUGGCAUAAACAAUACUGCAAUGUAUGUUAAACUAUUAUAUUUAAUAUCAUUAAAUUUUCAGUCAAAAUUAAAACGACAAAAGUAAUGUAUGAUUUUCAUUUACCGUUACUGUACUAGUGGAAAAAAUAUACCAAAAGCUAGAAAAGUUGGUAAUUUGAAAAAUGUGCAGAAAUGAAAGAUCACCGAGUAUGCACGUUUGAUGCUGUAAACAUCGCUACAGCGUUUGCGCGUCACUAUUGGUUAUAAUCACAAAGACCCAAUGAAAGUUGACUGCGUAAAAUAACCGGCAUUCAUCGUUUAUGCUACGAAUUGUGUUUCAUCUCGUGCAAUAAUCAAACGUUGGUUUUGUUAUGUGAUUGUUGCUGGUUUUCCACAAUUAUAGUCAAUUCGAUUUCUUCCUCACUAUGGCGUUUAAUUCCGGACAAAAUGGCGUACGAACGGAGUUUAGUGUUUCUGAUUGCGGGAUUGAUGAUGAUGUUUUCUUGCUUUGGAUUUAUUGCUGAACGCUCAGAAAACGUUUCAGCCACGUGGAACACCGCGUCUUCAACGGAAACAGAGGGUAAGCUUGGUCACACUGGUGACAUGAAAACGGAAGUGACUGGUAUCGACAAGGCAUUGCCAGUCUCAGACGCGAAGACGUCGACGGAAACCGCCGAACAAACAAGUCCUGAUGCUGCUCGUGAAAGGAAAUUCGAUUUCAUCUUAGAGAAUAUCGAAAACGAGACGAAUUUCGAGAAGAUCGUCAGAGGCGCUAGAACGAAUUCUGCUAAGGAUGAUUCGGUGACUGACAGCGCCACUUCCGCUCCGCGGAAUGUCGUUUUGGUUAUUGCCGAGACUGGUCAAGAUGGAGACGACUUUUGGAAGGAUUUUAGAUACUCGCACUCGUUUCCGGUUGACGGAUUAUUGCAGAAUUGCAACGGUGGUGACUUAAAAACUGCAAGAUUUUCCUUGGAAAGUGCAUUAAUUUCCGGAAGCAAGGAUAAGAAAUGUGACUGCGAACGCUUCCUGGGUUCGAAUAUUGCAGCACUGUUGCUCUGGGCUCGAGACGUUAAAGGAAUGACGAUAGCCUCAUUGUCCAACACGAAUUUCACGAUUCCACCGUUGUUCGAGUACGAAGAGUCAGUCGCUAUACAAAGAGAACUGGACGAUCCUGACAAAAACAACAUGAAACUAGAAAUUCGCAAGAUUAAACCAGAAAUUCACGGUAACUGGCACACUAUAGAUCUAGGGAAGCCAUUUCAUCGUGCGUCUCCAUUGAUUCCGCCAUUUAAUAACCGAGAAGACGAUGCAGGCGAAACAAUGUGGAACGUGUUCGACAUGUUCUCCAAAAUAAGACUCGCUUUGUUCCGCUCUUUACUGGACUCUCUUGGAGGAAACACGGAAAAUGUAGAGAAUUCGGGUCCUUAUAGUUCGUAUAUUCGGCGGUCUACCUUGGCAAACAUAAUUGCAAAAUUGAAGGCUGUUGAAAAUGAGAAAGGCUUUAUAUUAACUGUUACUGUGCCUGCGAGUGAACUUAAUUCCGUGGUGGAACUCUUACAGAAAGAAGUAUCUCAAGAAACGCUUUUGGUGGUGACUGGAGUUUGCUCCGAGGGCAUUAAACUAGUGCCAUUCUUCGCCCAAGGACCAGCAGCCAAGAUGAUUCGUGAGACAAGGAUAAUGUGGGAUCUACCUAUGACCAUUGGACACGCCAUUGCGAGUGGUUGUCAGGGUUCAGGUUGCAGAUCGCGACGACAUGACAUUUCUUCACUUCCAAUGACCAAAUUGAACAACGUCCCGCAUAAUGUGGCAUUUUUUAAGAGGACAUUGCGAGAUGUUGAGAAAAAAACGAACAACGACAGCAAACCAGAUGUUUCAGUUUCUAAGGAACACGAGGUCAAGAAAGUUGCAGCUUUGAAUUCAAAGAUGUUGCUGAUUCAACCGACAGAGGAGAUGUCGAAGCAGAUCCGCGUGGAGCUGAACGAAAAUGUAGCUACGCGCGACAAAGACGUUGAAAUUAUCAAAGAAUGGCUGUCCAAGCAACCACAUUUGCCUCCUUUUGAUGAUGACGCUAGAAUAAUGACAUUCCUUCGAGGUUCGAAAUUUUCCUUGGAAAAAUGCAAGAAGAAGCUGGACAUGUAUUUUACUAUGAGAGCAGCGAUCCCUGAAUUCUUUACCAAUCGAGAUAUCACCAGACCGGAAUUGAGAGAGAUUACUAAAAUUGUACAAAUACCGCCAUUACCCGGUCUGACAAAAAAUGGCCGACGUGUGAUCGUGAUGAGAGGUAUCGACAAGGACCUGCCAACCCCUAACGUAGCCGAAGUAAUGAAACUGGUUCUCAUGAUCGGCGACGUGCGUCUAAAAGAAGAACAAGUUGGCGUCGCUGGCGACGUUUAUAUUCUGGACGCGAGCGUCGCGACGCCGGCUCACUUCGCGAAAUUCACCCCUGCCUUGGUGAAGAAGUUUCUAGUUUGCGUUCAAGAGGCUUAUCCGGUGAAGCUGAAGGAGGUGCACGUGGUGAACGUCAGUUCUGUAGUCGACAGCAUCGUUAAUUUCGUGAAACCAUUCCUUAAGGAGAAAAUACGCAACAGGAUUUUCAUGCACAGCGACAUGAACACUCUCUACGAGUACAUUCCCAAGGAGAUAUUACCGACUGAGUAUGGCGGUGACGCUGGCCCCAUUCAGGCUAUUCAAGACACCUGGAUAAAGAAGUUGGAAGAAUAUGGACCAUGGUUCGCGCAACAAGAAUCUGUUAAAACAAACGAGAUGCUCCGACCAGGGAAACCAAAGACUCACGACGAUUUAUUCGGUCUGGAUGGAUCAUUCCGGCAAUUGAUGAUCGAUUAGUGCCAGAAAAAUCGACAAAUUCAUAACUUCGUGCAAUUCUUUCUCAUCUUGCUUAGGUGAAAAGAAUAAAAAAAAGCUGAGAAGAGACAUCUCCAUGAUAUUCAAAUAUUCAACUCAAACGUUACGUUAUGGUUCGGACAGUGAGGUUUAUAAUUUGCGAUAUAUGCAAUUGAUGUUCCAACAAGAAAUAGUAAACAAUGUUGCGAUAUAAAUGAUAUAAAACAGAAAAGGCAAAUUUCAUAGUAAAUUUGAUUGACUGAUUGAUUUUAUAUGAGCCUCAACUGCCAUGAUCAUUAGCCCAUUUCAUAGUAAAUGAAGAAAUAACGAAGUUCAACAUUUUGUACGCAUAUAAAGAUUGAGUGCAAUAUUAUCAAAAUGGUGGCAGGAAAAUCUGACCAAAGAACAUUGAAUUAAUUUUGAAUACUUUUAAUUCAGUAAUUGAAUAUAUUUUUAUCAUAAAAUGAUUUUAUUAAAUUAUAGAGUUAAACUUUUAAUUGUAACAGUGUAAUUUUUGUAAUGGUCAUGAUGUAACGAAACAAAUACAUUUUCGAAUAAUUUUACGGUGCACUUAUUAACUGUGAAGUUUUACUUCUAGAAAACAGAUGUGAGAAUGGUAGUAACUCCAUUGCUGCUACUUCUUGUCGGAACACUCAUCACUUGCGGUUUAACACUUUAAUGGUCUCAUAUUUCAUGGGAUACUCUUGUAACGUUAUAUUCUUUCUUGUAUCGAGGAGAAAAGUCUAUCGAUGGAAUUAAGUACGCCACAGAAUUAUCAGUUUGAAAAUUGAGCUAUUUAUUUUGAAAGUGGACAAGUCUAUUUUUGAAGAAAAUGAAGAUUAUAGUAGUAGAUAAAAUGUAAUGUGAUAUUUUUAUUUGUAAGCAAUCUAUAGUGAAUGCAAUUCAAAUUUAAUAUUUGGGCGAUGGAAGUUUGGGUAAUUAAGGGUAUUGGAAAGAUGUUUAUUCUGAAGGUGAUGCAAGUCUACUUUAAGUUAAUAUUAUUUUUAGCUGAAUUACUGCAUCUAAAAUUUAAAAUACAGUGUUUGUUGAAUUUUGUAAAGUUUUGGUAGUAUGGAUAAUACUGUAAAAAAUUAUAAAUUGAAUAAUAUUGAUGGCAUAACCUCAAAAUGAGUGAGGAUUUGUAGGACAGUCUAGGUAUUACUGUAGAUUUCUACUAUUAGCUUGCAAGUUCUAGUUCAAUUCCUAAUUAACAUAAUACUCAACAAAAUCGAUACGUUUCGUGUUUCACUAUCGGCGCAUAGAACUCCUUAAAAAUUUCAAUGUUAUUUGAAAAACAAAAUCAAUUACGAAUUGUGCUUUAUUUCAUUAAGUUGAUAUACCUGAAAAUGAAACUGGCAGGUAAUAAGAAAAUAAAAAACUUUUCUGGCUAAUAACGCUACUAAAAAUCCACAUUUUUAAGGAAUUUUAUUAUUCUUAUUAUGUUUAUAACAAUAAGAGCUAGAAUUGGGAAAAAAAGAAUCUUAGAAUCAGAAUCUGAAUACGAGGACAAUUCAGACAGAAAAUAAUAAACGUAAGGUGAAGUGGAGCAAGUUCGUAAACGGGGCAAGUGCGUAUACAGGCUAUUUUUAU
This is a messenger RNA of Megachile rotundata (alfalfa leafcutting bee), 4529 nucleotides long. RefSeq lists its product as uncharacterized. NCBI's taxonomy places the organism in Eukaryota, Metazoa, Arthropoda, Insecta, Hymenoptera, Megachilidae. The record is from RefSeq and is a predicted model, not a curated record.